Messenger RNA from Chironomus riparius, 2313 nucleotides. NCBI's taxonomy places the organism in Eukaryota, Metazoa, Arthropoda, Insecta, Diptera, Chironomidae. The record is from the annotation of a GenBank genome assembly.
UAAUAACUAGUAAGCAAACCAUAAAACAGUUUGCUGCUUAUAACUUCUAUCUCUUACAAGAAGAAGAAUUAGAACGAAAAAAAAGAAAUAAAAUUAAUGCAAACGUGCUUGUAAUUUGAUAAUUCAAAGAAGCCCCGCAUAACUAGGCGAGUCGUAGUUGAUUUUUUACUAUUACUGUCAAGAGUUUUAUGUACACAUUGUUGAAAUAAUUUUUGCUUAGGUGCCGUCAAUAAAUGUAAUAAAAGUAUUCUCUCUCUCCAGUCUCGCAUUGAAGCUCGUUUAGUAAAGGUGCUAACUGUUAACUUAUUAAAGUUCACCGUACCGUUGUUUGUCAGGUUGAAAACUAAAUUAAUAGCACAACAAAGUGAGAGAGUGAGAGAGAAAGUAGAGAAAGAAAAAAAAACUGACCACGUCUAAUUACUGGAAAUCAUGAACAUAUUUCGACUUAAUUAAGUGAUUUACUGGCUGUAAUACAGUUUUGAUAGUGCCACUUUGAAUAAUGUACGGGAAAGAGGAAAUUUAUUGGGCAAAUAUUGCGCUGUACGAUUCAUAACAAUUUUUUUUCUCUCCAUAUUUCGCCCCUCAUCGUUCGCAUUUUCCUCAUUUAAAUGCUUUGUGCGAGACUUCAUGUUGUGUGUGAGGUUGGUUGUAGUUGAUUCGUUUUUUUUUUAAAUAAAGGCUUUUAAAUGCUAUACCUGUGCAUGUGGUGUUUUUAUAUAAAGUUUUAUAUAAAAUACAAAUUAAAUUAUGGAUUCGAUUGAAAGUGAUUUAAAAAACUACAAGUCUCUCUUUGAAGAGAUAGCACAAAAUAAUAGUGAAAUAUACUUAGAAAAAUCAUUUCAAGAUGUUAUUCAAUAUGAUGAUACAGCAUGCUGUUGUUGUAAAAUUCAUCGUCAACAAAACCACAACUUUAUUGCAGGCGGUGCAAUUACAAAUACGAAAUCAUUUAAUCAGGCACCGAUAUACAAUACAAUAUGGCUAGGAGAGAUGAAAAAUGCUACGGAUUAUAUUGAAUAUCUGAAUGAAACGCGACGUAAUAGUUUUAGUAGUUUAAAUAAGGAUAAUCGAUCAAAUUAUUACAAUUUGAUGCGUAACGACUUCCCUAGCCACAACCAUGAUGAAGAACAGGCAGACACGAGUCGAGAAAGUGAUAAAAAUUUCCUGCAAGUGCCAAAGUUUGAUAAAUCCAGUGAGCAUAUGAGAAGGACACCAGAGUUUGAUGGCAUUUCGGAGAAAAUUGAUGAAAUUCAUAAACUAGAUUCGAGUGUUUCAUCUCUCAUUUAUAAGAGUAUUGAAGUUCAUGCUGAUAUUUUGUCUUUAGAUGCCACUGUGAGUCGUUUAUUAGCUGAGACAAGAAAGCUUCUUGAGGAUCUUGAAGAUGUAAAAAUCCUUGAUGAUAUCAUUGAUGUACUUAAUAGUGAAAGCAUUUUUUAUCCCAUCGUUCAUCGUGAGUGGAUGUUCCCAAUAACAAAUUCCAAUAAAAUUCCAAUUGAUGAGGGCGUUGUUGUUGUUGGCUCGUCAUGAGUGAACAAAAGAAACAAUCGAAAAAAAAUAUUCAAAUUGAUGAUAAAUCGAUUUCUCUUCACUUUCUUCAUUUUCUUUAAUUUAUUUAUGGAUUUAUAGAUAAGAAAAUAAAAAUGUUUGCAGAUUCAAGUUUAAUGUGUUUAUUCAAGAAUCACAAAAGGAGAAAAAAAAAAACUCUUGUAUGCAUAAUAAGGAUGUGUGUUUAUUUAAUAUUUGUCCAACAUUAUCAUAUUUCAUAUUAGGGAUGAGUAAGAUAAUAUUUGUUUGUGUCAUAGCUAUCGAUCGGACUUUUUAUGAGAUAUUCAAUCAGGCUUGUCAUAAAUGCUAAGCAAAUAAAUCUAUAUAUGCUAAGAUAUUCUAGAUCCAUCUUUGAUUUUAUCGUGCUUUGAAAGAUUCUUUGCUAUAAGAAUGCUCCUUAAACUAUGAAAUUGAAUGAUGCUUUAAGAUACUUUCUUGCGUGAAACUCUUACUAACAACUUAAGUUGUGCAACAAGUGCAAACAACAAGUGGAUCAUUGGAAAUGUUAAAUCAUUUUUUUUUCUUCAUCUCAAUGUGUUAACAACUCAAAAUCUAAUUGAUCCUUAUGUUCAGUUCUUCAAAAUAACAAGUCAUUGAAUGAACAAUUGAAGGGUUGAAAUAAUGCAGUUUUGAAAACUAAAUUCAAUAACAGCUUCAGGUAUAAAUCCUCUUUGAAUAAGAUGUUUAUAACAAUACUAGUUUAUAAUGAUUCUAAAAUUAAGAUUAUAGAAAUGCUGAAUUUUAUGAUCAUUUUGAUAAGUUCUACACAAU